This is a messenger RNA of Staurois parvus, 521 nucleotides long. Lineage: Eukaryota; Metazoa; Chordata; Amphibia; Anura; Ranidae. The record is from the annotation of a GenBank genome assembly.
UGCCUUUUGGAGGACAAAGUGCCCCUAUCAUUGGGUGCCAGUUGGGAGGAAUAGUGCCCCAUCAUUGGUGUCAGUGGGAGGAAUAGUGUCCCAUCAUUGGUAUCAGUGGGCUGAAUAGUGCCCCCCAUCCUUGGUGCCAGAAAGAGGAAUAGUGCCCCAAUGUUGGUGCCAGUGGGAGGAAUAUGGUGCCCCAUCAUUGGUGUCAGCUGGGAGGAAUGGGCAGGAAUAGUGCCCCAUCAUUGGUGUCAGUGAGAGGGAUAGUGCCCCAUCAUUGGUGUCAGUGGGAGGAGAUAGUGCCCCAUCAUUUGGUAUCAGUGGGAGGAAUAGUGCCCCCAUCCUUGGUGUCACCGGGAAGGAUAAUGCCCCAUCAUCGGUGUCAGUGGGAGGGAAUAGAGCCCCAUCAUUGGUGUCAGUGAGAGGAAUAGUGCCCCAUCAUUGGUGUCAUGGGAGGAAUAGUGUGCUCAUCAUUGGUGUCAGUGGGAGGAAUAGUGCCCCAUCAAUGGUGUCAGUGGGAGGAAUAG